Molecule: messenger RNA, 1441 nt
Organism: Rhopalosiphum padi (bird cherry-oat aphid)
Lineage: Eukaryota; Metazoa; Arthropoda; Insecta; Hemiptera; Aphididae
Product: S-phase kinase-associated protein 1-like
Exons: 1
Coding region: 212-700 (162 amino acids)
Biological process (GO): SCF-dependent proteasomal ubiquitin-dependent protein catabolic process
Cellular component (GO): nucleus; cytoplasm
Molecular function (GO): cullin family protein binding
Source: RefSeq, a predicted model, not a curated record
AAUAUUGUUGAUACUUAAUUCUUAUACAUUUAUUACAUUUAUAUGAAUAUCUUAUUUUUAUUUUUUAACAGUACAAUUUACAAAUGUUACAACAUUGAACAUAUUAAACAAAACAACGAUCUGAUAGGAAAUUAAUAAGUAAUUAUAAAAUAGUAAAUUAUAUUAUAGUAAAUCUUACCUAGUCAUUCGAGGAAAACUUAUUUGCAUCAAGAUGCCGAUGAUCAAAUUGCAAAGUUCGGAUGGUGAAGUGUUUCAAGUUGAUUUCGAGAUCGCCAAAGCAUCGGUUACUAUCAAAACUAUGGUUGAGGAUUUGGGUUUAGAAGAAGAAGACGAAGAAAUCGUGCCGUUGCCAAAUGUGAACGCUGGAAUAUUGAAGAAAGUCAUUCAGUGGGCAACCUACCACAAGGACGACCCACCUGCAACUGAGGAUGACGAAGGACGCGAAAAGCGUACAGACGAUAUAUCCAGCUGGGAUGCCGAUUUCCUGAAAGUGGAUCAGGGUACACUAUUUGAACUCAUAUUGGCUGCUAACUAUUUGGACAUCAAAGGCUUGUUGGACGUUACUUGUAAGACCGUUGCUAAUAUGAUUAAGGGAAAAACUCCCGAGGAAAUAAGGAAAACGUUCAAUAUUAAAAAUGAUUUCUCAGCUGCCGAGGAGGAACAAGUACGUAAAGAAAAUGAAUGGUGUGAAGAAAAGUAACUUAUUUUUAUCCACAAAUGAAUAUCUAAUAUUUUGUCAAUCCCAUCAUAAUUUUAUAUUUAAAAUAUUCAUACUUUUGUUAUAUAUCUAUUUAAUUAGAAUAUGAAUUUUUAAAGAGAAGUUAUGCUAUCAUUUUAAUAAUUAGGUGACAACUUGUAGGUUUAACAUACGUUAAUUUUGCUUAUUAAAUUAUGUACUAGUAGUACCUACUUUAGUAUAUUUCAUAAUUUUAUAGAAUUUUGUGUCAAUUAAGUAACUAGGUAUUACAACAUAAUAGAUAGGUAUACAUAUUCUGAUGUGUGCAGAUAUUUAUUUUAAAAUGAAUAACUAUUAAUCAUUUUUAUUGUUCAAUAAAUAUUAGAUUAUACAACUCUUUGUUUAUGGAUUAAACAUUUUAUUUCAUUUAUUCUUCAACUGUGAAAUAUUUUUUUUUUCAUGUAUGAUAUGUAUGAAAUAAAAAAAAAAAUCUUAAUGAAUUUAUAUUUGUAUAACAUUUAAGAAUAAACCAAUUUUUUACUGAACAUUUAUUAAUUUUAUGAAAAUAAAUUGCUCCUGUGAUAAAUAUUACAAAUUAUUGCUAAUGAUAUUAGUGUUUUGUGUAAAGGAAGUGAUUGUAGUAUUUAGUAGCAUUAAAUGUUUGUAUCGUGUAUAUUAAGAAAUGUAUGAACUAAAUACUUAUUAAUAAUAUUACAUGAUAUAUUUUAUAAUUAUUUAUCUCAAAUAUAAUUAAUUUUAAAACUA